UGGCAGGUCCAGUUUUGAGGUACAUGAAGUGAUCGUUUCGCAGGGGAGCUUAGGAGAGUUUCUGUAACCUUCAGAACAAAUAGCACACAUUUAAACAAACCAAUGGAAAACAACGGAACAGACGGAAAGGGUGUUAAAUAUUAUCGUUUGUCAGAGGUGGAGGAACGGAACUCUUUUAAAAGCACAUGGAUUAUCAUUAAUAAUAAAGUAUACGAUGUCACAAAGUUUCUCGAGGAGCACCCUGGAGGAGAGGAGGUGCUGCGGGAGCAGGCGGGUGGAGACGCCACUGAGAGUUUUGAAGAUGUCGGCCACUCGACAGAUGCACGCGAGAUGGCCAGUACUAUGCUCAUAGGAGAACUGCAUCCAGAUGACAGGGACAAGAUUGCCAAACCACCAGAGUCACUUGUAACAACCGUACAAGAAACAACAAGCUGGUGGUCAAACUGGUUGAUACCUGCUGUCGCCGCGGUAAUUGUCACGUUGAUGUACCGUCUAUACACCGCAGAGGAGGCAUGAUGGACUCAGUGGAAACUACAGUUCCCAUAAUCCAUUUCAGGUUUUUCCAUUACCAUAAAGAUUCUACUAAUGAAGGCAACUUUUGUUUCGAUGUUUGUUGUCACGUAUAUCCCUUGGGAUUUAAAUACUGAUAUGCAGAUGUUUUUAUGAUAUAUGAAAGUAUAUUUUAGAUCUACUUUGAGCAUUAUAAAUAUGUACGUUAAAGAUGAAGUUUUGAUUGUCUAAUUGUUUUUUCUGUUGUGUAACAGAAUUAUUCAGUUGAAAUAUGCAGGCUGAAAUGUGGAAUAUACUGAAUAUUAUCACAUUCAUAAACACAACAGUUUGUUCCUCAAAGAAAUAAUUUAAUUUCACUUGAAAUGCAUCAUUUUCACAUGCAAGUUAUUGCUACUUGGACCAGAGAGAAAUUAUACAAAUUGUUUUAGAUCUCAAAAAAUGAAUGAAUUUAUUAAAAUCAAACAAUAUCAAAUUAUUAAAUUGUUAACAUGCCAAAUGUGAUAGAUUCAAGAUUAUUAUUAGCAGCUGCAGCUAGUCAUAUUAAGCUCCAAAAUCAAAAGUGAAAAAAAAAAAAAAAAAAAAAAUAUAUAUAUAUAUGUAUAUUACUAGAUUUUGCAUAAAUAAAAUGGAGAUUAUUUAAGAUUUGUUGCAUUGUGACAUUAUUUUUUAUGAAAAUUAAGCAUAUUUUCUUGCCCAGUUCUCAUCGCCAAUUCUUAUUUUGCAUUAUGAUCAUGUUAAUUUGUCUUGAAAAUAAUGUUGCAAUGCAAAAAUGGUCUUCAUUUUUUUAUGCAAAACAUAAUUUCAUAUUUUUCUUUUGAUUUUGGGGGGAAAUAUGAAGCAGACAUGUUCAGAAUGUGAUUGUACAUAACCUAACCAAAAGAAGUCAUGGUAUCAUUUUAUUUUAAGGUGACGUAGUUACACAUUACUACAUGUACUUACUAUAGUAAAAACAGUAAAUUAUGCAUAAUUACAAGUAACUAAACCUAAACCAAACCGUAACUCUAAAGUAAGUACAUGUAGUUAUGUAAUAUUAGUAAAUACUUAUUUGAGUAAGUACAAUGUAACUACGUCAACUUAAAUUUAAGUGUAACCGAAGUCAUUAUGUGCUUAAGUUCUUUUACAACCACAUAGUCAAUCAGCUAGAAGUCAUCACAUCUUUAGUGAAGAUAAUUGUGUUUUUGGCAGUUAUACAUCGAUGUGCCAUUUAAAUGCAUAUCAGUGUACCACCAUGAACGGUGUUUAUACAUUCCUUUUUUUUUUUUUUUUUUUUUAAACAAAAUGAAUGUAAUGUACUUGUAUAUGAUAUAAGAUACAAGCAACUUUCCCAUACUAAUGCUAAUGUGAGAGAAUUACACACUGUAACCUGUGCCAGUGUUUUCAUGUCACACUGACUGAAAUGCAGCCGUCAAAUCAUUCAGCUUUAUUGUGUCCCAAUAAACAAAGAACUGGUUAUGGUA
Ctenopharyngodon idella (grass carp) is the source of this 1967-nucleotide messenger RNA. It is a transcript of the gene cyb5a, whose product is annotated as cytochrome b5. The record is from RefSeq and is a predicted model, not a curated record. Gene Ontology annotation, molecular function: heme binding. Gene Ontology annotation, cellular component: membrane; intracellular membrane-bounded organelle. The transcript is spliced from 5 exons. NCBI's taxonomy places the organism in Eukaryota, Metazoa, Chordata, Actinopteri, Cypriniformes, Xenocyprididae. Bases 103 to 516 code for a protein of 137 amino acids.